Entelurus aequoreus (snake pipefish) is the source of this 2460-nucleotide messenger RNA. RefSeq names its product ring finger protein 183 (gene rnf183). The coding region runs from base 502 to 1473 and encodes 323 amino acids. The record is from RefSeq and is a predicted model, not a curated record. Gene Ontology annotation, biological process: protein ubiquitination. Gene Ontology annotation, molecular function: ubiquitin protein ligase activity. NCBI's taxonomy places the organism in Eukaryota, Metazoa, Chordata, Actinopteri, Syngnathiformes, Syngnathidae. The transcript is spliced from 2 exons.
AGCUUUUCACAUUGUCAUUAUAGGAUAUUGUGUAUAGAAUUUUGAGGACAAAAAUAAGUUUAUUCCAUUUUAGAAUAAGGCUGUAACAUAACACAAUGUGGAGAAAGUGAAGCGCUGUGAAUACUUCAUGGCUGCACUGUACUUACCUGAGUACAGUGCUUGUCCGUGUGCUAAUGUGAGUGUUCUGACUGUACUUAUUCCCCCCAUGCAGAACACACUCCAGCAGGUCCAACUGGUCAGACCAGAGACGGCAGGAGGGGGCGUGUCCGUAGGAGGCGUCUCCGUGUGCCACAAUAAGGAAACAAGACAGGGGAGCGAUCCUUGGAAGUCGAAAGGAAGGCCACUUCCACAGAAACAGCUCAGCAGCAGAGGCGGUUUUAUCGUUUUUGUCGUUAUGAAUCUGCUUGUGCUGCCCCACCUUGGGACUGCUGGAACCUCAUUGGUGAUGUGAGACCUCUUCAUCAGUUGUUUUGGGAAAGACUUGACUCAGCGCAGUCCGACAUGAGCGAUGAUCGCGAGAGACGCGGUCCCCACCGGAACCAGAGCCGUGAUGCCAGGCCGCCCGCCAACGUCAAGCCCCGAAUGGGCAGCAAGGAGAACCGGAGGCCGCAACCUGCCCGGAUCAGAAGGUCCAGGAGCAAUGACUCAGACAGCGGGGAGAGAGGACGCAGGACGCAGCGGCACCGGGAGGAGGGAACUCGACGUGGGAGGAGCACCGAGGCCGUGAGACGGGUGAGGAGGGACGAUGACGCCGACCACCACCGGAGGGCGAGCGCGCCGGACAACGACGUGGAGGAAACGGAGUGCGCCAUCUGCUUCUGCUCUUACGAUAACAUCUUCAAGACGCCCAAGCUGCUGGCCUGCGGUCACACCUUCUGCCUGGAGUGCCUCGCACGCAUCAACGUCACCUCCCACGAGGUCAAGACUCUGUCCUGCCCCGUGUGCCGUGAGGUGACUGAGAUCCCCCACGGCCAGGACCUGCCCCGGCUGGGCAACAACGACGAAAUCAUCGGUCGGCUUCCGCCAGAAAUGCAGAGGGCCAGGUCCAUCCGCUUCAAGCGCAGCAAGGGCAAGCUCUUCCUGAAGAACGCCCCCGCCACGCACGGCGUCCUCACGCUGCCUCACAAGAGCCAGGAGGCCCAGGCCACCCCCACCGGUGACCUCCGCCUCGCAACCUUGGAGGAAGGCACGGAGCCCGCCACCGUGGUGGACGUGGGCCGGCCCCCCAAUAGGGUCAGAGGUCGCAUGCGCAGGUUUUUCCGCUCCAGCCGGUGCUACUACGCCACGGUGGGGAUCGUCGUCACCAUCGCCGUGGUGUUCCUGCUGGUGGGGGUCCUGGCCUUUAUUAUCAUCCCCAACGUGGGCCGCAGGCCUGGACGACCCGGGAACCAGACAGAGCAGUCGGGGAGGGCUUUCACUCCAAGGGGUCUGACCACAACCUGGGUCGGGCGGGCUGCCGGGACCCCUCACUGACCUCUCUCCGCAAAGUACUGUGUAAACCCCCCUGAAGAAAUGAAGCAGCGGACAUUUUCUAAUGAAGAAAAACUGCAAAUUGCAUCAAGUCAAACUGUGAACGCCAUGGACUCCCCAACACCUAGGAUUUAUUGUAUAUUAUCUGUAAAUAUAUCAUCACAAAGCCAAAGUAUUUACUGGAAAGUAAACUUGCAGUAUAACUGGAAUGUUCAGAACAACUUUCAUGUCACUUUAUUGAGCAACACUACAUUACAUGACAGGUGGCCAUGGCGUUUUUAACCUGCUUGCCAACUACUCAGCCAGUGGUUCUCAAACUCUCUUCUUCAAGUACCACCAUAUAGUGAUGUGUGGACCAAUACUGAAAUAUCGAUACCACCAAUACUAGAUCUUAAUGCUCUAACAUCAAUCCUUCAAUCAGAAUGUCAAUAUUUUUGAUACUUUAGUUUAAGGUGUCCAAACUUUUUCCACCAAAGGCCGCAUACUGAAAAGUCAAACUACGCAAACUACUUGCUAUUUUUUUUAUUUAAAAAAAAAAAAAUAAUACUGGUAUUGUAUCAGCUUUGUAUUAUAAGUGCCAAAGUAUAUUAUUAAUAGUUAUUAAUAGAAACAUUUCAGCUUUUUCAUAUUGCAUUCUGAUCUUUUUUUUUUUUUUUUAACUUUUUUUUCCCCCUAUGUAAGAAUAGAAUAAAAAUAAUAAUACAGUUGUGUAACUGCAUAACUUAGUGUGUCAAAAAUCCUGCCUGUACAAAAUAUUCAUGUUCAGUUACACAUUUAACAGUGUUUAUUGUGGUUGUUAUAAUUUUUUUAAUUAAUUUAUAAGUUAAUAUUGUUUAAUUUUUUAAUUACCUAACUAAACUUUGUUUAAAUUUUAGGUAUACUUUAUUUUUUUUAUUAACAGUUUCUGUAAUUUAGUUAAGAGGUGUCUAAACUUUUGAAGGGGCACUUUUUAAAUAUUUGUUAUUUUUUUAAGAGUGCUUAAAACGAUAU